AUGCCGACAUCAUCUCCCAUUGCGCUACAACCCAACUCCUUCUUUUCUCUUCCUCAACCUGUAUCGGAUUUUGAGCACCGAAUAACACCGAAUAUCAAGACCAUGCCCAGAGAACGCAAAAGAACUGCCCCUGUCGACGACGGUGACGAUGAUACGCCCCCAUCCCGGACAUCGGCCCCUCGGCCUUACCAACCAGGCGCCCGGUCCUGUGAAGGUUGCCACCAGCGAAAGGUCCGCUGUGACCGUGGAGUGCCUUGCAUCAACUGUUCAAGGUAUGGGAUGACCUGCGUGUAUCCUACCAGGGAACUGGACGGGGCACAAAAAGGUCCCACCCUCCGAGACAUCAACAACCGUUUGAAACGACUGGAAGUUCUGCUGUCUCGCCUUUCUGAGGGCAUAGAAGUCGCUGAUAAUGAUGGUGACCGUGAUGAUCCCGAUGGCCAAGGCCAGUCUCGACCGAGUCAAAAUGUCAAGGAGAUUGAAACUGCAAGGCAGGGACCAUCGGAUAGGCCUCCGAACAAGUCGACAUGGGAGAUUUUGUUGAACAACUCUGAUAUCGAGCCACUGCUCCAAGACGAAUCUAUUGGCUUGGAAACAGCACCUUCGCAUCCUCGGCUGAAUAUAGCAGGGAACCAGACAAUUCCUACACAGCCAGGUGCUUCUGCUCUAGAAAGCGAUUUCGAGCUACUGGACUUGUAUCCUGAUACACAGCUCGCCCUCCGACUAUGGGAUAUAUACGUCAAAUCGGUUGAUCCAGUGGUUAAAAUCUUGCAUAUACCAACGGUACAGUCUACUGUUCUAGCAACACUUCUCGACCCAAGAUCAGCACAUCGCUCAACGGUGGUGUUGACUUUCGCCAUCUAUUAUGCCGCCGUUACGGCUAUUUAUUACAGUGAUGACAAGAAUGUUGACUUGGGGUGCGAGAAACCUGUACUGUUGAAACGAUACCAAACUGUUCUGGACCGACUUCUCGUGACGCCCGAUCUCAUGAGUGGACCUGAUAUAACGGGUUUACAGGCUCUUGCAAUUUAUGUAGUGACAAUUCGACUAGCUCAAUCGAUUGACUUACACAGAGAUGGUGCUUCCCUCAAACUGAGCCCCUUUGAGACGGAGAUGCGUCUUCGUCUGUGGUGGCAUCUUUGCGUGCUGGAUUCUCGUGCCCCAGAGGACCAAGGGUUUCAACCCACGGUUGAUCUCGCCAACCAAGAACUACGGCUUCCAUUGAAUGUGAACGACGAUCGGUUGUACCCAGAUAUGACAAACCUCCCGGUAGAGUCAAACGGCUGGACGGAAAUGGCCUUCUUCCUGAUCCAAACCAAGUCAUGUAGGGUGAUACAUCCGAUCCUGGACACUCAACACCAACAUCCCGCAGAUCCUCUUCUUGAUAUCAGAGAAAAGCGAAAGAUGAUCCAAGACCCCACCAAGUACCUGUUAGAUAGCUAUGGUAUCUCAGCUAGUUCUUCGGGGUUGACUGACCCUCUACCGCGCAUUGCAACCCAACAUGUCAAAACCGCCUGCCAGAAAAUGGAGUUCGUGCUGCAACUCCGAGAGGAGAUUUACAUGCGGAAGCAGAACGAGACAGAGAAUACUGAUACAACUCCCGACGUGUUCAAGCUUUCUUUCAAACUAGCCUGUGACGCCUUGGAAGCAAGUCAUGCGCUGUUGAAUGGAGGUUUCGCUGGGAGGUUCAAAUGGUUCUUCAACAUGUAUACGCAAUGGUACGCCCUGGCCUAUGUUCUGCGUUCUCUCCGUAGCAGCCCCCGUGGAUUCAACGCAGACCGUGCCUGGACUUUGGUUGAAGAGCUCCUCCCUACCGAGGAAGUGCAUGAUGAGCAUGGGCAUGGCAGGAUUUGGAGGGUUCUCAGGCUGCUUCGAAACGAAGCUUGGUCGUUGAGACAGGAUGGCAAGUUAUCCAGCAGUGGGAGGGAUCCUAGUUCACAGCAUUUUCCAGAUGCUGAGAUGGUGGACACGACAGCAGUAGAUGAAGGGACACCUAUCCCGCAUGACUGGGCUAGCGAUUUUAUUGUUGAUCCUGACAAAAGCAUCUUUUCAUCUCUGGAUCUAUUGAUGCCCGAGAUUCCGUUUUUGCCGGAUUGGAAUGCGGUUAUCAAUGGCCAGUAG
This is a messenger RNA of Aspergillus puulaauensis, 2121 nucleotides long. RefSeq names its product Zn(II)2Cys6 transcription factor. The record is from RefSeq and is a predicted model, not a curated record. The coding region runs from base 1 to 2121 and encodes 706 amino acids. The transcript has 3 exons. Gene Ontology annotation, biological process: regulation of DNA-templated transcription; DNA-templated transcription. Lineage: Eukaryota; Fungi; Ascomycota; Eurotiomycetes; Eurotiales; Aspergillaceae. Gene Ontology annotation, molecular function: DNA-binding transcription factor activity, RNA polymerase II-specific; zinc ion binding; DNA binding.